Messenger RNA from Malania oleifera, 769 nucleotides. RefSeq lists its product as uncharacterized. The transcript has 3 exons. Gene Ontology annotation, biological process: endoplasmic reticulum to Golgi vesicle-mediated transport. The record is from RefSeq and is a predicted model, not a curated record. NCBI's taxonomy places the organism in Eukaryota, Viridiplantae, Streptophyta, Magnoliopsida, Santalales, Ximeniaceae. Gene Ontology annotation, cellular component: TRAPP complex. Bases 186 to 611 code for a protein of 141 amino acids.
AAAUCAUUAUUUUAUGAGUUAUGGGUCGGGUCUCGGGCUCUCGGGUCGGAUCCCAUUAACUUGAUCUUGGAAAUUCUUGUUCUACACAGCACUGCGGCAACUUCUUCAACAGUUCAACCUAAGGCUCACAAAUCUUAGCUCCAAGCUCAGAUCGCGCUGUGCUUUUUGGAUCCCCAAGAGUAUCAAUGGCUGCAAUUUACAGCCUCUAUAUCAUCAACAAGUCGGGAGGUUUGAUCUUUCACAAGGACUAUGGUUCAGCGGGGCGCAUGGACACGAACGAUAGCUUGCGUUUGGCGAGCCUGUGGCACUCGAUGCACGCGAUCUCGCAGCAGCUAUCGCCGGUCGUCGGCUGCUCAGGCAUCGAACUCCUCGAAGCUGAUACGUUCGAUCUCCACUGCUUCCAGCCUCUUACUGGGACAAAGUUCUUUGCGGUCUCUGAGCCUGGAACACAGCACAUGGAGGGUCUCUUGAAACUUAUAUAUGAACUGUACACAGAUUAUGUUUUAAAGAACCCCUUCUAUGAAAUGGAGAUGCCAAUACGCUGCGAGCUAUUUGAUAUCAACCUUACCCAGGCAAUACAAAAGGAUCGUGUGGUGUUGUUAGGGCGGUGACUAAUCAGUUUGUUUCUUGAUCUGUUGUCUUAAUUUUUCAUUUUAAUUGUAGCUGUCAUGUGCUCCAGUUCAUAUAAGCUACUACUGUACUUUAAUGAUGAAUGUAAAAAUCCUACUUUUUUCAUUAAUAAUGACAAGUGAUAUGCUUACUUUUCCAA